Molecule: messenger RNA, 4651 nt
Organism: Neomonachus schauinslandi (Hawaiian monk seal)
Lineage: Eukaryota; Metazoa; Chordata; Mammalia; Carnivora; Phocidae
Gene: SYCP2
Product: synaptonemal complex protein 2
Source: RefSeq, a predicted model, not a curated record
AUGCCCAUAAGACCAGAUCUCCAGCAGUUGGAAAAAUGCAUUGAUGAUGCUUUAAGGAAAAAUGAUUUCAAGCCUUUGAAAACACUUUUACAAAUUGAUAUUUGUGAAGAUGUGAAGAUUAAAUGCAGCAAGCAGUUUUUCCACAAGUUGGAUGACCUUGUAUGCAGGGAGCUUAAUAAAAAGGAUAUCCAAGCAGUUUCAACCAUUUUGGUUUCUUUUGGAAGAUGUGGCAAAAAUAUCACUAUAUUGGGGCAAGCUGGACUUAUAAAUAUGAUAAAACAAGGACUGGUCCAAAAGAUGGUUGCCUGGUUUGAAAAAUCAAAGAAGAUUAUUCUCAGUCGAGGAAAUUCAAAAGAUGAGGCAGUUAUAAAUAUGAUAGAAGACUUAUUUGAUCUUCUGAUGGUCAUAUAUGACAUCAAUGAUGAAGGUAAAAGGCAAGUAGUGGAAAGUUUCGUGCCUCGAAUCUGUGUCCUGGUUAUUGACGCAAGAGUGAAUAUUUGUAUUCAGCAGGAGACUCUAAAAAAAAUGAAUGCUAUGCUUGACAAAAUGCCUCAAGAUGCCAGGAAAAUACUCUCUAACCAAGAAAUGUUAAUUCUCAUGAGUAGUAUGGGAGAAAGGAUUUUAGAUGCUGGAGAUUAUGACUUACAAGUAGGUAUCGUAGAAGCACUAUGUAGAAUGACUACAGAAAAACAAAGACAAGAAUUGGCAUGUCAGUGGUUUUCAAUGGAUUUUAUCGCUAAUGCAUUUAAAGGAAUUAAAGACUCUGAAUUUGAAACAGAUUGCAGAGUAUUUCUCAACCUUGUAAAUGGCAUGCUUGGAGACAAGAGAAGGGUCUUUACAUUUCCUUGUAUAUCAGCAUUUCUUGAUAAAUAUGAGUUGCAGAUACCUUCAGAUGAAAAACUUGAGGAAUUUUGGAUAGAUUUUAAUCUUGGGAGCCAGACUCUAUCAUUCUACAUUGCUGGAGAUAAUGAUGAUCAUCAGUGGGAAGCAGUGAUUGUGCCUGAGGAUAAAGUACAAAUAUACAGCAUUGAAGUGAGAGAAUCGAAGAAGCUGCUGACCAUAAUUCUGAAAAACAUAGUAAAAAUUAGUAAAAGAGAAGGGAAAGAAUUGCUUUUGUAUUUUGAUGCAUCAUUAGAAAUCACUAGUGUGACACAAAAAAUUUUUGGUGCACAUAAAUAUAGGGAAUUUACCAGAAAACAGGGUAUUUCGGUUGCCAAAACAUCUGUGCAUAUACUUUUUGAUGCAAGUGGAUCACAGAUUCUAGUGCCAGAAAGUCAAGUCUCACCCACCGAAGAGGAACUCACUACUUUGAAAGAAAAACCUAACUCCCAAAAGGAAUUUGCUAAACCUCCGAAAUAUAUCAAAAACUGUAAUCAAGGAGACAGAAAGAAUAGUCAGCUUGAGAUAAUUACUCCUAGCAAAAGAAAAAUGUCUGAAGCAUCAAUGAUUGUUCCUGGUGCAGACAGAUACACUGUGAGAAGUCCAAUUCUUUUAAUCAACACAUCAACACCACGAAGAGGAAGAAUUAAACCACCACUGCAAAUGAUGAGUUCUGCAGAAAAACCUGAUACACCUAAAACAUCAGAAAGUGGAGUGGAUAAUGCUGUAUUUCUCAUAUCUAGACCAUCUGAAGGAAGAAAUAGUGGAGAUAAUACAGACAAACAUGUCAAAAUGGCUAAAGUUGUAAAGAAGACAGAAAAUAAGGUUGUUGAAUCCCCAAACCAAAAUAUGAAUGACCUGCAGGAUAUUGUUCCAGAUUCCCAGGCAGUGGAGAAAAUAGAUAAACCUGUGUUACGUGGUGUUUUGGACAACAUUUGUGGGGAAAAAAUGCCCUCCAAAUGGUCCUGUUGGACUCCUGUAACAAAUAUUAAUCUAUGUAAUAACCAAAGAGCAGAUACUUCAUCAGGAGACAUAUUCAGUCAAGAUGUUACUGUGAACAAAAAACUUAGGAAACAAAAAUCAUCCUCUUCAAUAUCUGAGGAUAAUUCUGAAGAAACAGAAAAGAUGCAAUAUAAGAAAAAAACAAUGCAGCAUAACAAAAUAGAGAAAGCAAAAGUAGGAGUGUGCAAAAGAGACACUCAGCAACGACUAAAUCAUGCUAAACAUUCGGAGCAGAAAAAUACUGAAAAUACCAAGCAAAGUGAUUGGCAUAUUGAAUCUGCAACUACUUUUAAGUCCGUUCUCCUAAAUAAGACAGUUGAAGAAUCUCUGAUCUAUAGGAAGAAAUACAUAUUGUCAAAAGAUGUGAAUACUGCUAUUACUGAUAAAAGCCCUUCUCCUAGAAAAAAUGUGAAAAGUCAUAGAAAAGCAGGGAAAAGAUUAACAUCUGAACUUAAUUCCUGGGAUUUGAAACAAAAAAAAAUGAGAGGAAAGUCAAAAGAGAAAGGAUUUACUGAUGCAGCAGAAUCCUUGAUAAACCAAAUUAAUAAGAGGUAUAAACCAAAGGAUGACAUAAAGUCUACAAGAAAAUUCAAGGAGUCUUUGAUUGACAGUGGUUUUUCAAACAAAUCUGAUCUACAGCUCAGUAAGGAAAAGGUUCAGAAAAAAAGUUAUAGACAACUGAAGACUACUUUUGUUAAUGUUACUUCUGAAUGCCCAUUGAAUGAUGUUUACAAUUUUAAUUUGAAUGGAGCUGAUGAGCCUAUUAUAAAACUUGGAAUCCAGGAAUUUCAAGCUACAGCUACAGAAGCCUGUUUGGAUAAUUCAAUAAAAUUGAUAGGUUUAAGGAAUCAUGAUGAACUUGAAACUUCUCUCAAAACAAAAGAUAAAAGAAUUGUAACAAAUCCUAAAAAGAAAAAUCUCUUUAGUGAUACUGACACAGAAUACAGAUGUGAUGACAGCAAGACUGAUGUUAGCUGGCUAAAGGAACCAAAAUCAAAACCACAGCUAGUAGACUAUAGCAGAAAUAAAAAUAUGAAGAAACCUAAAAGUGGGAAAUCAAGAUCAUCUUUAGAAAGGGGACAACCAAGAUCUAAAGUGACAUCCAACAAAAACAUCACCAAAAAGGUAGAGGAGACAGUUCCAGAUGGGAGAACCAGACUUCCACGAAGAGCGGCAAAAACCAAAAAAAAUUAUAAAGAUCUUUCAAAUUCAGAAUCAGAGAGUGAACAAGAAUUUUCACAUUCGUUUAAAGAGAAAUUGCUAGUAAAGGAGGAGAAUAUCCAUUCCAGAAGCAAAACCAUGAAGCUUCCAAAGAAACAAAAGAACACCUUCUCUGCUGAAACACAAAAGGAUAUAUCAAAAGGAUGGAAAAAUUCAGCUCUCCUAAAAGAUGCUAUAAGGGAUAAUAGCCUUGGCUUAUCUCCUAUAUCCUUAUCUGGGAGCCCGUCAUCUAUAGAAGUAAUGAGAUGUAUAGAGAAAAUAAGAGAAAGGGAUUUUACUCAGGAUUAUGACCGUGUAACAAAAUCCCUAUCACCUUCUCCAAAAACUUCAUCACCUGAAUCCUUAAGCAGUAAAUACAGAGUUGGAGGUCCAAAAAAGUCGCCUAAAAACAGUGAUAAAAAUUUAUGUGCAAGAGAAAGUUGCUCGCCAAUUCCACGAUCCUUCUUGUUGCCCAGGCUCACUCCAAUUAAUAAUACUGUUGUGAAUGGAAAAAACAGAAAUUCUGUGGUACUUACACAAGACAAUUGCAACAACUACUCAGAUGUAAGCAUUUAUAGUUCAGAAAAAACAGUCCAUCAGUUCAUCCUCAAAAAUACUGGAAGUCAUUCCGCAUCUCCACUAUCCCUGUCUAGUGAAGAAAGAGAGCAAAUAUGGUGUGACAUGCCUUGUGACUCUCCUCACGUGUCAGGCCCUACACAGCAUCUUAGUCGCAAACGAAUGUACAUCGAAGAUAAUCUAAGUAAUGCUGAUGAAAUACAAUUGGAAGAGGAGGAGGAAGGGAGAGCAUACUUGCUUCCCAAAAAACUGUCUAAAACCGAAGAUAGAGAUCAUCACACUUACAAAGUGUCUGGAAGCGUAUCUCCAUUAUCAACAAAUGACUUUUCUAUCCGUGGGGAGAGCUGGGAAAGUGAGAUCUCAGGGCUAGGGGUGAUGUGCGAAAGCCUCAACAUAGAUUUUAGAAGGAAGUUUCAUAUCCGCCAAAAAAUGAUGGAUUAUUUUACUAAGCAAUCUUGGAAAACAGCUCAACAACAUCUGAACACAAUGAACCAUCAGAUUCAGGAGUAUAGGAUCAAAAAACUUGAUAAGUUCCAAUUCAUCAUCAUAGAGGAGCUGGAGAAUUUUGAAAAAGAUUCACAGUCUUUAAAAGAUUUGGAGAAGGAGUUUGUGGAUUUCUGGGAGAAGACAUUUCAGAAGUUCAGUGCCUAUCAAAAAAGUGAACAGCAGAGGCUUCACCUUUUGAAAGCGUCACUGGACAAAAAUGUCUUCUACAACACUGAUUAUGAAGACACUGUUUUUACAUCUGAGAUGUGUUCGAUGAAAGAAAACAUGAAAAUGCUGCAAGACAGGCUCCUGAAGGAAACGCAAGAAGAGGAGCUUCUUAAUGUACGCAGAGGACUGAUGUCAUUAUUCAUGGCUCAUGAAAGAAAUGUUCGUGUGUGAUGUCUAGUUGUUAUCAACAAGUUUUAUCCACUUAUUCCUUUUUGUGUAUAACAGGAAAUACCAGAGUAGCCCUACAAAGAGAAAAAUACACAUGUCACCCAGGGAAGAG